Anastrepha ludens (Mexican fruit fly) is the source of this 2065-nucleotide messenger RNA. RefSeq names its product multiple inositol polyphosphate phosphatase 1 (gene Mipp1). The record is from RefSeq and is a predicted model, not a curated record. The transcript has 8 exons. Bases 114 to 1517 code for a protein of 467 amino acids. NCBI's taxonomy places the organism in Eukaryota, Metazoa, Arthropoda, Insecta, Diptera, Tephritidae. Gene Ontology annotation, molecular function: inositol phosphate phosphatase activity; acid phosphatase activity.
CUUUCGACCAAUGUUUUCAGUGCCCGUUUAGAUACACACCUAUGUGUACAAGCGUGCUAGUGCAAUUAGUAAAAGAUACAUUUAGUGAGCAAAGCGCGCGCAUUAAUUGAGAUAUGAGACUUUUAAUAGCUGCUAUCCUCGCGUUGACCAACUUUCAAAUAAUAGUUCGCGGUCAAGAUGAUUACUGUUUUGGCAAGGACACCGAAAGGCCUCAAACACGUCAUUUCACCUCGAAGACUGCGUAUCAGAUAAUCAAGGGAGCAAAUAUUGAAAGGGAAUACUUAGUUCCAGGCUGCACACCAGUAAAAAUAUGGAUUUUGCAUAGGCAUGGCACUAGACUACCAACAACAAAAACAAUACAAGCCGCGCCGAGACUAGACAUACUUCGUGACGAAAUUGUGAAAAAUUAUCGAGUUCGCCAUACGAAACCAGACACGAAUGCGCUCUGUCAAGAGGACUUGAGCCUAUUAGCGACGUGGAGAUGGAAUACCAGUAUUACAGUUGAUCAAGAACAGUUCUUGACUUCACAGGGUUACGAAGAUCUUAAAGGGACUGCAAAAACUUAUCAAAGGUAUUAUGGAGAUGUUCUGACUAAAGACUAUAACAACACAUACUACAAGUUUCGCCACACCCAAACACAACGCACUACCGAAAGUUUCAAGGCAUUUGUUGAUGGUCUUUUUGGCUCAAAUGUCAACGUACAGCCAGAGGAAAUUCCUGAGCAAGAUCUGCUUUUGAGGCCUUAUGACUACUGCGAAUCGUGGAAGGCACAUGACUACAGUGGAGAGAACUCUGAAAGCUAUAAAUUUAAACAUUCAACUAUCUGGAAUACAACCGUUGCCAAUAUUUCAAAACGAUUGGGUUUUCAAUACACUUUGGAGUCAAGCGACGUUGAACUUAUGUGGGACAUGUGUCGAUAUGAACAGGCUUGGCAAGUUGAUCGCACCAGCGUGUGGUGUUCCGUCUUUACAGGUGAACAAGUUAGCGUGUUUGAGUAUGAAGAUGAUAUGAAAUACUAUUACAAACUUGGCUAUGGAUAUGAGGAAAACACUCGUCUUAACUGUCGUGCAGUCCAGGACAUGUUGAUUCAUCUGAAUAGCUCAACUACACCCAAUGUCGUGGCUUAUUUCGGGCACACAAGUGGUGUACAAACCCUACUUGCUGCUUUGGGAAUCGCCAAGGAUGAUAUUCCCCUUACUGCCGCUAACUAUAACAAAAGCGACUAUCAUUGGAAAACGAGCCAAUUGGACCCUUUUGCAUCAAACUUCGUCGCCGUAAAAUAUGAUUGUAAAGGUAACACUACCGACAAAGUCAUAUUCUUUCUCAAUCAAAACGCGGUAGAUCUCGAAUGGUGCAACGUUGGCUUAUGCAAUUGGUCAGAAGUUUUAAAACGCUACCAAACGUUUUAUACAGCGGACUGUAGCAAUUAUUAUUGCGCGGAUGCAGGUGCUACUUCUUUGGUUACGUCGUUCGGCGUCUUGUUACUUAUUUCAGCUAUACUUUACUUAAUACACUAACCACCGUAUAAAUGUUAUUUAAAAUGUAUUUAACUGUGCACUUUUUAUAAAACAACUUAAGUCGACUUAGCACUUUUCUCCGAAAUAUUUAACCAACGAAUCAUUCAUAGCCAUAGCUUCAACAAAUAUCUUAAUAAAAGUUGAAUAAAGUACCAAAUUUCACUUUGAUAAAUCAGAAUUUAUUGACCCCAAUCCAAAAUUUGUUAAAGUCACUUAGUAGUUUUGUCAAAAGUCUAGAUACAUGUAUGUUUAUGCAGUCUUUUUAUUUCUACUUUUUAUUUCUACUUCUUGUAUUUUUUAUGGAGAAAGAGGCAGAAUUGCAUACCUUUUUGAGUAUUAGAGGGGCAAUAAUUUACACUUUAUUUAAAAUUAAAUUAACAAUUUAUUUUGUAAAUAUCACCACUAUAAAGUUGAAAUUAAAUAAAUCAAACUAAUUAGUACAAAUAUGUUAAUAUUAUUGCAUUGUUUUAGUAUUUGUUUGUUAAGAUAAAUAAAUGUAAUAAAGAAUGUAAAUGUAAUAAAAAUGAAGAAACAAAAUAAUGCUAUGU